Messenger RNA from Frankliniella occidentalis (western flower thrips), 1123 nucleotides. RefSeq lists its product as uncharacterized. The record is from RefSeq and is a predicted model, not a curated record. Lineage: Eukaryota; Metazoa; Arthropoda; Insecta; Thysanoptera; Thripidae. Bases 545 to 1123 code for a protein of 192 amino acids. The transcript is spliced from 6 exons.
GCACGUUGUAGGUAGGCCACAUCGCGCGUACAUUGCAUGCGUGUAUGGCAGGGUAGCCUACCCUCAAUCUUGCAGGCGUCAAGCUCGCUGUACUUUAACAGUGGCUGGUAGAUCCUUCGUUAGCAGGCGUAGUAUUCAUCACAUAUGCCGAUUCUUUGGCAGGCAAUGCACAGUCGGGUUCGUAGGGCUGGACCACACUAACUUACCCGACCCGGACAAGAAACCACAUCCGUCUGCCGCUCGCACCGUUCACACUCGCAAAAGCACUCACCUGAAAUCACAGAAAAGGGAGAGGUAAAUUAAUCACGCGAGAAAGAACGAACUUCCUGCUGAGUCAUCACGGCCGUCUGCCCUCCUCCGCACUUGCCAGCACAACAAUACGCACUGCGACAUGCCGGGACCAUUGUAGCACAACAUGGCCGCCACAAAAUCCCAAGUAAAAUGAUAAAUAAAUAAUAAAAACCUCGGUGGUUUCCCAGGGCCAAGCACAGCUAUGCGACAUGGGCUGCAGUACCUCUAUGGACAUUUAUAAGACCAGCAGGAGAUGCAGGCGGGCGGGCCGGGUCCACCCCGCGGAGGCGACCACGAUGAGGACGAGGAAGAGGAGGAAGAGGAGUCGCCGAGGAGGGUCAAGCGCUGCCGAGAAGCACAGAUCCUGCAGACUCUGGUGUCGGGUCCACUGACAGUAAGGCAGGCGGUGUCGACCAGUCGCUCCUUGCAGGUGUCUUCGCUACCCUCAAUUCAAGAGAAGCCGUUUCAAGACAAGAGCGAGUUCUCCGAGAAAGACUUUCCGUCCGCCGAGAGCGGCGCCCCAGGUUUUGCGCCUCCUGCACCUCCCCCACCUCCUUCCGUUUCGCGGCCAACUGGGUGUAAGGAGGUCGCCAGCGCCGGUCCUUCCGGCUACAGGUCCCGGCGCGCGGGGCACGCCCUAGUGGGGCACGCCCUGGCGGGGCUCGCCCUGGUGGGGUCCAGCGCGCCUGCCCGCAGCCCACGGCCCGUGGGGGGCGGCCGCCCCUGCCGCGGUCACAAUAUCAUGUCACAUUUUUCAAAACGCUUAGUGCGAUAUAGGGAAAGGGUACCUAAUAGGUACUACCUAUGUCACAUUAUAACGCAUGUGACAUGA